UUGGCUGCAGACCCCCGUGUGUCACUCUAUUUCUGACUCCACUGCUGCAUGCCCCUCUCAGUCUGUCCUGCCCAGUGUGUGUUACCGUGGUGGUGUUUGUGUGACAGCGGGGCUCUCAGGAUUUGUCAUUAACCGUCUGGAUCUUUUGCCCGCUUUCUUUGCCUGUUUCCGAAGGUUGUUUAUCUUUCCCUGCGAACACACACACACACACACCGCCACUCUGACAUCACAUCUGGCUGUAAUCCACCUCCCACAACUCCCUGUGGAAACCAUGGCACUGUCUUCACGCUUAAAACUGUGGGAGCAGAAGAUAAAGGAGGAGAAGACGCCGGUGGUCGCGGCCGAACCUCCUCCACCUCUGACAGCUGUGCCGGGCGGCUUCCUCAAACAGCUGGUCAGAAGCUCCGAGAAGGAGACCAAACAGAAAGAGCCGGAGAGCAAAGAAAAAGAAGAGCUGAGAGCACCAAGCAAACUCAGCAACAACCUCGUGCAACAGUUCCUCCUCCCAGAUCAGACUCCUCCGAUCCUCGAGGCAGAGAUGGCUCUGCGGGCCGAGCACCUGAUCAACAGCAGCAAACAGACAGACGGCCGAUCGUCGUCUCAGAGGCUCAUUCUGUCUCCUAAGCCCAGCAACAAACAGGAAGUAACACCAGAGCCACCGAAGCAGCAACAGGACAUAAGGUCAGAGAAGAACAAGAUGAAGAAGCCAGAGGAGGAGAGGAUAGAGGAGGUGCAACAGGUGGAGAGGAAGGAGAAAGGGAUGGAGGAGAGGCAGGAGCCAGAGGGAAGGCAGGCAGACACAACUAUAACAGAGCAUGAGAACAGGAGAGAGGUGAGAGAUGUUUGGUACGAAGCUGGAACUGUGUGGUACAUUCACAAGGAUGGUUACACCCUUGCUACUCAGCUGAAGCCAGAUGAAGGCACACCUGAACUCCCAGAAGGCCGAGUGAGAGUCCGCCUGCAGACAGACGGGUCUCUGCAUGAUGUCACAGAGUACGAGAUUGAGAAGCUCAACCCAUCAGACCUGGACCUGUGCGAGGACCUGAGUGACCUACAGAGCGUCAACGAGUGUGGAGUUCUGCACAAUCUGACCAGCCGAGCCAAAUCCAGCAUGCCGCUCACACAAGCAGGACCCAACCUGGUCAACUUCUGGCCUCCGUUACAGACUAACAGCAAGACUCCAAAGUCUCGUCGAGGGGAGUCAGUGUGGGAUGCUCCUCCUGCUCUGGCUGCUCUGGUCAAACGGGUGUACGUGUCCAUGGUCGGCACCAGAAGAGACCACACUGUGUGUGCGGUGGGACGCAGCGGGACUGGCAAGACCACCACAUGCCAGGCGUUCACAUUGUCUCUCCUCAAACAGGCCGGUACAACCAGGGAGAAGAUCAGCGUGGAGCGUGUGCAGGCCAUGUUCACCAUCCUGAGGUCUUUUGGCUGCGUGAGCUCUCAGCACAGUGACGCUUCAUCUCGGUUCGCCAUGGUCUUCUCGAUGGACUUUAACCACGCUGGACAGGUGGCUGCUGGACACCUACAGACGAUGAUGCUGGACAAAUGGAAGGUGUGUCAGCAAACUCAGGGCGAGAGUAACUUCCUGGUCUUCUCUCAGAUGCUGGCAGGACUCAGCACAGAGAUGAGGACAGAACUGCAGCUGCACCAGCUUCCUGAGAACAACUCUUUUGGGAUUGUUCAUCCCACAAAGGUUGAGGAGAAACAGCGUGCGUCCGUUGCCUUCACCAAGCUGCUGACUGCCAUGGAAACGCUGAGCUUCUCAGCCGGCGAGCAGAAGGCAAUAUGGCAUGUUCUGGCUGGUAUUUACCAUCUGGGAGCUGCUGGGGCCUGUAAAGUUGGCAGGAGACAGUUUGUGAACUUCGACAGCGCUCAGGUGGCCAGCAGUGUCCUGGGCUGUGAGGGAGACGACCUGCACACUGCCGUCUUCAAACAUCACCUCCGACAGCUGCUGCAGAGAGCCACCGGGGGCAGCAGAGAGAGGAACACUGCAGAGUCAGAGGAGGGUCCCAGACUGACAGCUGCUCAGUGUGUGGAAGGAAUGGCAGCUGGACUCUACGAGGAACUCUUCAGCGCCAUAGUCUCACUUAUCAACAGAGCUCUGAGCGGUCAGCAGCUGACGUUGGCCUCGAUGAUGGUGGUGGACACUCCAGGCAUGAGGAACCCGAGAUACUCAGCAGAGGAACGAGCAGCCAGCUGGUCUGAAUUCUGUCACAACUACCUGCAGGAGAGGCUGCUGGAGCGCUACCACACACACACCUUCACACACACACUGGAGAGAUACACACAGGAGAAUAUCUCAGUGCAGUUGGAGUGUCCAGAGAACAGUCCUGCCGAGGUGGUGUCUGCUAUUGACCAGCCGCCUCCACAGGUCCGUGCGGCAGAUGGAGACCCUAGAGGUCUGUUAUGGGUUCUGGAUGAGGAGAUGUUGACACCAGCCUCCAGUGAGAACAUCGUCCUGGAGAGAGUCUCUCAGUAUUACAGCAACACUGUGCGUCAGUGCGAGCAGCCGCUGCAGUUUGAGGUGAACCACCUGAUGGGCUCUGACCCGGUUCGAUACGACCUGACUGGAUGGAUCGGUCUGAUCCAGAGCAACCCGUCUGCUCUGAACGCCAUCUCUGUGCUUCAGAACUCCACCAUAGGGGAGGUGAAAGCCAUGUUUUCUCCAAGGAUCUCUCUGCCCCCUCUGUGUCGAGGUCUGGGGGGUCUGGAGGGCGGCAGCCAGCGCUGUCUGCAGAGGAACGGCACCAUCAGGAAAACCCUCAGCGGAGGAAUGGCGGCCAUACGGAGACUCUCCCAAAGCAUCGCAGUUAAACUACAGGCGGAUGCUCUGGUGAACCUGAUCCGUAGAGCCAAGCCGGUGUUCCUGCAGUGUGUGAAUGCAAAGAACGAUAGUGGAAGUUUUGACGUCCCAGCGCUCAGAGUCCAGCUGCACUCCACACAGAUCCUGUCGGCCCUGCAGUUCCACCGCACAGGUUAUCCAGAGCACAUGACUUUGAGUGACUUCAGGUGUCACUUCCAGGCGUUGUCUCCUCCAAUUAUGAAACGUUACGCUUCAAUGUUCGUCAGCCAUGAUGAGAGGAAGGCGGUGGAGGAGUUACUGGUUGAGUUGGAUCUGGAUAAAAAGAGCGUCGUGGUGGGCGCCAGCAGGGUGUUCAUGAAGCGAGGUGUGCUGCAUUACCUGGAGCAGCAGAGGGACCAGCAGGUCACCGGCUGGUUGGUCUAUCUGCAGGCCGCCUGCCUGGCACAUCUGGCCCGUCAGAAGUACCGCAAACUCAAGGUGCAGCAGAUGGCGGUCCGCUGUCUGCAGAGGAACCUGCGGGCUCUCAGGGUCGUUUCCAAGUGGAGCUGGUGGAAACUCUUCUGCAAAAUUCGUCCUCAGCUUGACGUCAACAUGGACAACGAAAGGCUCCGGGCUAAAGAGGAUGAGAUAUCUGCUCUGAGACGACGCCUGGAGAAAUCAGAGAAGGAGAGGAACGAGCUGAGGCAGACUGCAGACAGCCUGGAGACCAAGGUUACAGCUGUGACAUCUGAGCUAAGCGAUGAGCGUUUCCGUGGCGAUGCUGUGGGUCAGGCUCUGGAUGUUGAGAGGGCGGAGAGGAUCCGACUCAGCAGGGAGAACAAAGACCUGCAGGCUCGUCUAGACCAGUGUAAAGUCACCAUGGAAACCCUGGAGAAGCAGCUGGAGGAGGAGAAACAGAAAGCGAAGAUCACUGAGAGUCAGCGAGGAACAGCGACAGAAAGUGAGCUGUCCAUGCAGCUGGAGUGCUGCCAGACGGAGGUUGAAUUUGUCCGCAGACGACUCAAGCAGACGGAGGAAAAACUGGAGACAGAGAGACAGACCCGACAACAGCUCGAUACCAAGGUGGCGACACUGCAGGCCCAGCUGGAGCAGUCCAGGCGGACUGUGACAGAACUGAAACGCCACUGUCGCCGUGUGACCUCUGACCUCCAGGAUGCCCGUGUUCUCACCGACAGCCUGCAGAGCCGCAUGCAUGAGCUGGACCGCAAACAGAGAAGAUUUGACAGUGAGUUGACACAGGCUCUGGAGGAAGCUGACAAUGAGAGAGAGCAAAAGGACAAAGCUGUUCAGGAAAACACAGCUCUGGGGACUGAAAUAUACACUCUGCGCCGCAACCUACAGGAGAGCCAGUCAGAGGUGGGCCGUCUGCAGAAGCAGAAGGAGGAGUUGUGCGCUCAGAUCCGUGACCUCAGCCUGCCUGUUGAUCUCGCCUCCGAUUCGCUUCCUGACCUCAAGAAACAGCUUCGCCUCCUGGAGAGUCAGGCGAGCGAGAGAGCGCAGGAAGUCACCACGCUCAGCACCCAAAUACAGCAGCAGCAACAGAUCCACAUGCGCUUUGAGAUGGAGAUGGAGAGGAUGAAGCAGAUGCAUCAGAAAGAGUUGGAGGAUAAAGAAGAGGAGCUAGAGGAUGUACACAAGUCCUCUCAGAGACGGCUGAGGCAGUUGGAGAUGCAGUUGGAGCAGGAGUAUGAGGAGAAACAGAUGGUGAUUCAUGAGAAGCACGACUUGGAGGGACUCAUAGCAACUCUGUGUGACCAGGUGGGGCACAGAGACUUCGAUGUGGAGAAGAAGUUGAGAAGAGACCUAAAGAGAACUCAUGCCCUGCUGGCUGACGCCCAGCUGCUUCUCUCCACCGUUGACAACCCGGGACAGAACAUGCCCAACGGCAGCAGAGAGCAGAUAGAGCGCCUUCACUGCCAGCUGGAGGAGGGUGAAGCGAGGCGGCUGGAGGCCGAGACCGCUGUGACGACUCUCUCCCAGGAGCUGGAGAACUCUCAGAUCGAGCUGGAAAAUAUCUGCAAACAGAAGAGUGUGGUGGAUGAGCAGUUAGCUCUGUUGCAGCAUGAGAAGGCAGACCUGCUGAAGAGGCUCGAGGAGGACCAGGAAGACCUCAAUGAACUCAUGAAGAAGCACAAAGCGCUCAUUGCUCAGUCCUCUAGUGAUAUCUCUCAGAUCAGAGAGCUGCAAGCCGAACUGGAGGAGGUGAAGAAACAGAGACACUCUCUGCAGGAGGAGCUCCAGCAGAGCGUGUCGAGGGUGCAGUUCCUGGAGUCGUCCACCGUGGGGCGUAGCAUUGUCAGCAAACAGGAGGCACGUGUGUGUGACCUGGAAAACAAACUGGAGUUCCAGAGAGGGCAAGUCAAGAGGUUUGAGGUGCUGGUGUUGCGUUUAAGGGACAGCGUGGUACGUCUGGGAGAGGAGCUGGAGCAGAGCGCGCAGGCUGAAGCUCGGGAGAGAGAGAACGCCCGCUACUACCAGCAGCGGCUGCAGGACGUGAGGCUGGAGAUGGAGGAGCUGAUUCAGAGAGAGCAGGACAGCAGCCGCAGACGCAUGGAGCUGGAGAUGCAGGUGGAGGAGCUCAGCGCCGUCAGACAGGCGUUACAGGCGGACCUGGAGACGUCUAUCCGUCGCAUUGUGGACCUGCAGGCCGCCCUGGAGGAAGUGGAGUCGAGCGACGAGAGCGACUCUGAAAGUGUUCAAACUGCUGUGGAGUCGUUGACUCGAAAGAAAGACCUUGACUCGGUGUCCAGUGUCGGCUCUAUCGGGACAGAGGAUGUAGGAGAGGGGAUUCGUCAUUGGUUAGGGGUGCCCAGAGGAGGCUCCCGUGGCGGUGGCUCCCCCUAUGGCAGCAGUACCAUCAGCGGGCGCCAGUCUGUCGCUGACACCAUGAGCACCUACAGCUUCCGUUCCUGUGUGGAUCCUGAUGACGAUGGCUCUGAGGCAGGAGGUGGGGGUUCCAGAGGUCCCAGUCGAGCCCCGUCCUCUUCAGCCUUGUCUGAGCUGUUGGACGGACUCCGUAAACGCAGAGCUGGCGGCGACGCAGGAGAAGGAGCCGGCAGCACCGUCUCCCUGCCAGUUUAUCAAACAACCGCGGCCUCGACUCUCAGGCGAAGAACCUCAGCCCUCUCCCUCGGUCCAGGUGACCUCCAGGAGCCCCGGCCUGGCCCCAGCAUCCUCAAACCGUCCUCGCCACUCCUGCCUCGAGCUGCCAGCGCUCGCUCUAUCAGUGAAGCCCAGACAUCUGCUGCCGUCUCUACAUCUGGAGCCAAACUCUCUCGCUUCAACUCAAGUGAUUCCCUCUCUGCGCUUCCCUCACUGCCUCACCUCUCCUCCUUGACUUCCUCCCUCACUGCUCGCCAUCAGCCUCCCUCACUGGCCAUCCCAGAGGAGGACGGAGACGAACCCCUCCGCUCCCAGAUGACCCCCAUACAGCGCUCCCCUCAGGCACUGAGGCGGUGCAUGCUGGGUAGUCUUGUUACAGAGGAUGGAGGCGAAGCGUCUCUGGGUUCAGAACCUAUGGUCUUCCAAAACCGCCACCUGGUUGACGACCGUGACGACGCAUCCUCCGAAAUCCUGCCCGCCAUCCGCAGAGCUCAGUCCACCAGCAGCCUGGCCAGCUCAGUCAGAGGAGGCAGGAGGGCGCUGAGCGUCCGCUUUGGAGAGCUGCCUCCUUCGACCCGCAGCAGGAAAAGCUCUGAAAGUGAGUCCUCCAGCUCAGGUGGAAGCUCCCAGGGAGGCGGAGUGAGACGCAGGUUUGAGAGGCCGCAGGGGGAGAGACUGGAGGCGGAGGGCAGUGAGGGGGGAGACGUGGCUUCAGUCAUGAAGAAAUACCUAAAAAAGGAGGUUGACUGAUGUAAAUGAGCUGUGAGCUGCACAGACAGACUGAAGGCUGCAGGAGCUGCAGGCCAGGAUGAACCAAACUCUUCAGAAGACAACGAGGAUGUUUUUUUGACUUUAUUAAAACCUCCUGAAAAUACAUCUGCACUUAAUCAACUGUAUUUUCAGAAAAGCACUGUUUGUAUAUGAAUAAAAAAAUGAAAUGAA
Messenger RNA from Epinephelus fuscoguttatus (brown-marbled grouper), 6850 nucleotides. Its product is annotated as unconventional myosin-XVIIIb-like. The record is from RefSeq and is a predicted model, not a curated record. The transcript has 44 exons. Gene Ontology annotation, molecular function: ATP binding; protein binding; cytoskeletal motor activity. NCBI's taxonomy places the organism in Eukaryota, Metazoa, Chordata, Actinopteri, Perciformes, Serranidae. The coding region runs from base 272 to 6658 and encodes 2128 amino acids. Gene Ontology annotation, cellular component: myosin complex.